Messenger RNA from Lotus japonicus, 2947 nucleotides. RefSeq names its product nitrate regulatory gene2 protein-like. The record is from RefSeq and is a predicted model, not a curated record. NCBI's taxonomy places the organism in Eukaryota, Viridiplantae, Streptophyta, Magnoliopsida, Fabales, Fabaceae. Bases 206 to 2710 code for a protein of 834 amino acids. The transcript has 4 exons.
UGUGGCACUUGUUCUAAAAUGCUUCAAAGACACCACACACCAAACUCACUCUCAAGUCUCAACACAAACACUUCCACACUAGUACUACUACUACCAUGACCCUUCUCUCUGUUCCAUUUUCUUUCACUUAAAAACAACCACUGCUUUUGAUUCACUCAACCCACGCGCCGCUUGGUGUAUUUCACGCGCCACCGUUGUUGGUAAGAUGGGUUGCUCGGCGUCCAAGCUGGAAAACGAGGACACGGUGAGGCGGUGCAAGGACCGGCGCCGUCUCAUGAAAGAGGCCGUCCACGCGCGCCACCACCUCGCCGCCGCGCACUCCGACUACUGCCGCUCCCUCCGCCUCACCGGCUCCGCACUCACCACAUUCGCCGCCGGUGAACCCCUCUCCGUCGCCGACAACACCCCCGCCGUCUUCAUCAACCCCCAAAAAGCAACAUACCACCCCCCACACACACAAACUCAAACACCACCGCCACCGUCUCCGUCACCGCCACCGUCCGUUUACACUCCUCAGCCGCCUCGUUUCGACCCUUCACCCUCCCCCACCAUUUCCACCUCCAAGCUCCCUCACAUCCUCUCCGACUCCACCCCCACCAACCACAACCGCCGCCGUAAACCGCCGCCGAAGCUCCCCCACAUCCUCUCUGAGUCUAGCCCGUCCUCCACCCCUCGAAGCCAAGCUUCCACCAAUAACUUUGCUUCCAAUUUCUUCCCCACCGCACACUCCAACUACUCCUCCACCCCUUCCCAAACCUCCUCCGUUUGGAACUGGGAAAAUUUCUACCCACCGCCGCCUCCACCGCCUGGCUCCGAUUACUACGACAGAGAACACGAAGAUCCUGCUCCUGAUGCAGCUUCCCAAUUCUCUUACAAAUCCCGAAACAGCAGAAAAAGUGAGAGUGCCUUUUCUUCUUACUCCCAGCAACAACAACAAAAACAGCAACAUCAUCAGCAUCAGAAUCAGCAUCGAAACCCCACCCCACAACGUGAUAUCGAUGGAUUUGAGUCUGAGAGAUCGGAAUAUGAUUAUUUCAAUGAGAAAUUUGCGACGGUGCAGAAGCAUAAGCAUCUGGGUCAUGAUGAUGAUCAUCAUCUUGCGGAGGAGUACACUGAGACUGAGAGAGAAGAGGUUGAGUGUAGUGAAUGGGGUGAGCAUUACAGCACAACGAGCUCAUCUGAAGAUGGUGAUGAUGAGGAGGAUGAUGAUGAUGAUGGGGUGGAAGGGGAUGUGGAAUCCAGGAUGGGGAGGACACGGUCGAAUUUUGGGUUGGAGUCAAUGGCGGCGGCGCCCAAGAAGGGGAAAUCGGAGGAUGUGGCGUCGUCCUCGUCGGUGAGGACCGGGUCGGGUGUGAUGGAGAUGAAGAUGGUGGUGAGGCACAAGGACUUGAGGGAGAUUGUGGAAGCGAUUAAGGAGAAUUUUGAUAAGGCUGCUGUGGCUGGGGAUCAGGUUUCGGAGAUGCUUGAGAUCAGCAGGGCUCAGCUUGAUCGCAGUUUCAGGCAAUUGAGAAAAACUGUGUAUCACUCAAAUAGCUUAUUGAGCAACCUGAGUUCGAGUUGGACCUCCAAACCGCCAUUGGCGGUUAAGUACCGGCUCGAUGCCGCUUCCCUGGAUGAACCGGGCGGUCUGAAGAGUCUUUGCUCCACUUUGGAACGCCUUUUGGCUUGGGAGAAGAAGCUCUAUGAGGAGGUUAAGACAAGAGAAGGUGUGAAGAUUGAACGUGAAAAGAAAUUGUCAGUUUUGCAAAAUCAGGAAUACAAAGGAGAGGAUGAAGCAAAGAUAUUCAAAACUAAGACGUCCAUAAAUAGGCUGCAGUCACUAAUCACUGUGACAUCUCAGGCUGUGUCCACCACCUCAACUGCAAUUAUUGGGCUUAGAGACUCUGAUCUUGUUCCUCAGCUUGUUGAGCUCUGUCAUGGAAUCAUGUACAUGUGGAGAUCAAUGCACCAGUAUCAUGAAAUCCAAAGCCACAUAGUGCAGCAAGUCCGCGGUCUGGUGAACCGAACAUCAAGAGGUCACUCAACUUCUGAACUGCACCGGCAGGCAACUCGGGACCUUGAAUCGGCUGUGUCGGCAUGGCACUCCAGUUUCUGCCGCCUUAUAAAAUUCCAGCGGGACUUCGUCCUGUCCUUACAUGGCUGGUUUAAGCUCAGCCUUGUCCCCGUCGAUACCGACAACAACAUCCACAACAGCAGGGAAGCCUCUGAUGCAUACAUGUUUUUUGAUGAAUGGAAGCUCGCGCUUGAUCGUGUCCCGGACACGGUUGCCUCCGAAGCCAUAAAGAGCUUCAUUAAUGUCAUCCAUGUGAUAUCUUCCAAGCAAGCUGAAGAGCUCAAGAUCAAGAAACGAACCGAGACCGCAUCCAAGGAACUCGAUAAAAAGGCCUCAUCGGUGCGGAACUUAGAGAGGAAGUUUUACCACUCGUAUUCCAUGGUAGGCAUUAGCCUUCCUGACACUGCCCCUGACAAUGGACAGGGCUUGGACGCGCGCGACCCGCUGGCCGAGAAGAAACUCGAGCUCGCGACAUGCCAGAGACGCGUCGAAGAUGAGAUGCUGAGGCAUUCCAAAGCUGCGGAGGUAACAAGAGCCAUGACACUCAACAAUCUGCAAACAGGGUUACCUGGGGUUUUUCAGGCACUGACCAGUUUUUCUUCCUUGUUCACUGAGGCUAUUGGGUCAGUGUGCACUCGUUCUUAUGCCAUCAAGUAGGCAAUUUAUUAUCUAGUUUCUUCAUAAGGGCUGGGAAUUUUUGGCGGCAAGCUCUUAUUGCUCUUACUGUUUUUGAGUUAUAUUUUGAAAUGUAAAUAUGAAGAAUUUUGUUGGUUCACAUAUUUUGAUGGGAUGGGGAAUUUUCUUAUUGUACAGGGAAAUUUCUUGGUUUACUGUAUCAGUGGAGGGGAUGGCAAUUUUUAAUAUAUCAAUAAAUUAUACGCAUUUUGUUCUGAA